Cyprinodon tularosa is the source of this 1340-nucleotide messenger RNA. RefSeq names its product vestigial like family member 1 (gene vgll1l). Lineage: Eukaryota; Metazoa; Chordata; Actinopteri; Cyprinodontiformes; Cyprinodontidae. Gene Ontology annotation, cellular component: nucleus. The record is from RefSeq and is a predicted model, not a curated record. The coding region runs from base 188 to 766 and encodes 192 amino acids. Gene Ontology annotation, biological process: regulation of transcription by RNA polymerase II. The transcript has 4 exons.
CUGUGGGUAAAAAAAACUCACUUUGUAGAGGAGACGGUGAGAACGAUAGCAGCUAACUAAAUCGAUGCUCUAUUUUCCCAAUCUUCUUGUGAACUCUGCUGUUCUUCUGUUCGAUCGAGCAGUCAAUGCAAGCUGUGGUCCUCGUUCAACAUUGUUCAGUCAUCAGGACGGGUAAGACAAUUGAACCAUGGAGGAACAAGGAGAGAGCCCCAAAGCGGUGAAAGUGGAGGGAAACCCUCACAGCAUCAUCCUGACAUACUUCCAGGGGGACAUCAACAGCAUGGUGGAUGAACACUUCUCGCGAGCUCUUGGCAAAAUCAAGGCAAACGAGACCGCUGCAAGAUCAAAGAAAAUCCGCAAAACUGUAAAAAUGGAGAGCACAGACGACUGUCAGCGUAGAAUGUCCGUCCCUUAUUCUGAAUCCCAGGUACCACCUGUAGGCGGACACAUCCUCACCCUCAGCUCAGCAGAGGAGACCCCGGGUUCCUGGAACACAUUCAGAUCGAGUGAAGGUCCGGCCCUAUCAACCAUCAUGUGCUCCCUGUCCCCAGAUGGGUUAAAUCUCACUGGACAGCAGUACUCCACAUCCCUGCUUAACCUGCUGCAUGGUGACAGGGGAGAACUUGGAGCAAGCAUUGCCUCUAGCUCUAAGCCGGACCCUUUACCAAGCUGGAGCGUCCCCCCAGGGUUUAGGGAGUCUGUGGACUCUCCUAUUGUCUUUGAACCUGGGCGACAUGCGGAUAAGAAGGACUUGUACUGGUACUGAGGUGAAAGCAAGACGUGUGAAAUGAACAGAGGAUAGCUGUAGUUCACCAGGCCUCAUUCUGUUCACCGAGCAGAGCAGCAUUUUGAUUUCCUUACGAGUUCUUUCUCCAUUCUUCACCGAAAUGACAUCAGAACCUGAGCGCGCACUGGGACAGCCUCUACUGAAAGAAAAGCUCGCCGACAAACCAGUUCUUCAGCUUUUCUAAUUCCUCCUUGAAAUCACCCUGAGCACAGGCUGUGUUUUCACAUGUUUGGAGGUGAAGUUGGACACAGUGCACUUGGGUGGGUUUUUCUGCUGUCAACAUACCAGUGUUAAAUCACAAAAACUUUUGAGCCUCUAUUAUGUGUAAAAAAUGACUAAAAACUGAUCUACCUAAAGUUUACUUGGCUGGUUUAGGUUUCUCGGAUAUUAUAGAAACAGGGAAGUAAAGCUGUGUUUAGUCGAUAAGUUGAUGAAAAUUAUAACUUUUUUUUUUGUAUUGUGAAAAAUACUGCUGAGAAUAUUUAAAGGCAUUAGUUAGUAUUCAACACCUCUUACACUGUAAUUAUACUAGACUGAUGUCUGUGAGUUUAAC